CUCCUUCUCGCCGGCCUCUGCGCUUGAUUAUGACAGCGUGCGAGGCCUGAAGAACGUCGACAUGUUCGGCGGCAAGAGCGACCCGUAUUGUAUUUGCAUGCUCGCAGAAGCUAAGCAGGCUAAGAAGCUCUUUCAGACUAAGGUCGUGGACAACGACCCGGACCCAGACUGGAACCACGGACCAGAACAGGUAGACCUCGGCAGCGGCCAGGGGGAACUUCUGUUCGAGAUCUACGACAAAGACUUUUGCCGCAAGGGAGACAAACUCGGGGCCGCAACCGUGUCGAUGGAGAGGUGCCUGCAAGGACUCUACACGGACCUGGACCUCGGGGAUGGUGUCGGCACCCUGCGCGUGAAGAUCGCGCCAGUGGGCCCCUCUGGUGCGCCCGUGGAGGUACGUUGGACGCCGCCCCAGGUGCGGCCGCGGCUGCAGGUGUGGGUCGACCGCGCGGAGGGCUUGCGCAGCGCGGAUGCCUUUGGCGGCAAGAGCGACCCGUAUGUCAUCUGCUCACUGUCCGAGAAGAAGGCCUUCCGCACGCGCGUCAUCCACGACGACAACGACCCAGUGUGGGACCAUGGGCCCGAGGAGUUGGUCCUUGGCAGUGAGACGGAGCUCCGGUUCGAGGUCCGCGACAGGGACGUGCUCGGCAGCGAUUUCCUUGGCAAGGCCGUGUUGCCGAGGGCUCAGUGCGUCUCGGGUUUCGCUGGCCGCCUGGACCUCGGCGCUGGCUGUGGCAUCCUCCAUGUGCGCGUGGAGCUGGCGCCGUCGGGACCAGAGCCGCCGCCCGCGAGGCUAGAGGUAACGAUCCUCAGCGCCAAGGCGCUGCGCAGUGGCAGCUGGUUCAUGGGCAGCAGCGACUCGUACGCUGUCUGCAAGCUCCGCGGGAAGCCCUUGUUCCAGACGAAGGCCAUCUGGAGCGAGCUGAGCCCGUCGUGGGACCACGGGCCGGUGGAGGUGGCCAUGAGGCAUUCCGAGAGGGAGCUGCGCUUCGAGGUGUACCACAGCAGCACGCUCGGCCGCGACACCCUGCUCGGCCGCUGCAGCGUGGCGCGCGAGGCCUGCCUGGCCGGCUUCGAGGGCGACGUCGACCUCGGCAGCGGCGGCGGCUCGCUGCGGCUGCGCGUGGUGCCCGUGGCUGCCGGCACCGUCUCGGCCGCCGCCGCCGCAGCGUUGCAGGCGCAGCCCGCGCCUGCGGUUCCGCUGUCUCCGGGCACCACUGCGGCAACGGACGCCGUGUCCAAUCCGACUGGGCUGAACACCCCCGGAGCCGCGGGCACCAGACCGAGGACAGCUGUAUGGGUGUACGGCGCCAAGGGCCUACGAAACGCCGACCUGCUCGGCGGCAAGAGCGACCCGUACUGCGUCUGCAAAGUGGUCGAAGACCAGUUGAGCCAGCAUGCCUUCCAGACUGGGGUGAUCAACAACGACCCAAACCCCCAGUGGAACCACGGCCCAGAGGAGGUGUCGUGGGCUGAGCACCAGGAGCUCGUCUUCGAGGUGUUCGACAAGGACAUGCUCCGCACAGGAGACAAGCUGGGCGAGGUACACCUCAACUGGAAGCAGUGCGCGCAGGGGUUGCACGAGGACCUGUCCCUCGGAGAGGGCAACGGCACGCUCCGCGUAAAGAUCGCCCCCGUGGCCCUGCAGAGCCAGCCGGCCACCUUUGGCCGAGCGCCGGAGCUGGUGGCUGCCGAUGUGCCGAGGGGCGGGGAGGCAGUAGACACCAGUUCUGCGAUCGGCAGUUGAUGGGCGUCACCCCAGCAUUCUAGUACUAUGUGUGCGUCGCCCCCCAGGGGCGACGCGCGCCCCGAGAAAUCUUGCAGUCUAUGCGUCGUGGCGAGCUCUUUCUGGCCACGCCGCUCGGGAAACGAUGUA
Molecule: messenger RNA, 1876 nt
Organism: Prorocentrum cordatum
Lineage: Eukaryota; Dinophyceae; Prorocentrales; Prorocentraceae
Source: the annotation of a GenBank genome assembly